AUAGUCCGUUAGCGAAGGACAUAUCCAAGACCCCCGAGCGAGUUCAUCUUUCGUUUCGCUGACCGCCCCUCUCAAGCCAAAUCCCAGCAUCAAGAUUCGAACUUCAUUUCUCUGAAUAUCAAGAAAACGUAACUUUAAUUUCUGCAAUUUUUACCACCCAAAUAUUGCUGAUGAAAUUCCCGUAAACGAAAUGACAAUUGCUGCGAUUUUCCCAAAUCGCCUUUCACUCAUUCUGGUUCUUCUUCCACUAAUCUUCACCACCAUCUUCCGUUCGGCCAAUGCAACAUGCCAGCUCAGUUUUGAACAGAAUAAUAAGCUCUAUAAUUACAGCUUAACAGCCCCAAUUCGUAAUUUCCCUCAUGGCAUCCUCAGUGAAGAUGGGUUCUACAAGGUGGCUGUUAAUGGGACUGUGCUAUGGUUUCAGCUUUGUGAUGCAAUGAUUUUCAACCAUGAUCCUCCUACCUGUAUUGACUGUAGGGACUGUGGUGGUAAUUCUCGUUGUGGAAUGGGUUGUAGUGCGCUUGUGGCUAACAUUAUUGGAGGUUAUCCCGUGUGCACUACUCUUGGAUAUUCAUCAAGCACGUUCUUUGAACUCAUUGAUAAAAAGGAUCCACUCAAAGGCAUCACAGCUAAAAUGUCUUACAGAGGGCCGAAGCUCAACUGUUCACUUGCUGUGUCAAUAGUAUGUGAUACAAAUGGAGUUCAAGGUCCUCGGACACUUGAAUUAGUUGGGACUUGUGCUUAUGCUACAGAAAUACAUCACCCCUCCGGCUGCGCAGUGAUUAUAUCCUCUCACGGGCAAGGAAUGGGCUGGUUUGGUACCAUGAUGAUCAUAAUCCUAUGCCUCUUUGGAAUUUACUUGCUGGGUGGUGCAGCCUAUCGGUACUUCUCUUUGGGCAUUCGUGGGAUAGACAUAAUUCCAAACUUGGAAUUCUGGGCGAGCUUGCCACAUACGUUACAGAGUAUGUUUUUAUCGUUAGUGCGGAGAUUUAGAGGACCUUCUCAUGGUCACAGGAGUACGUAUUCUCCUGUCAAUUUUUGAGCAAUUACAUGUUAACUACUAAAAUGAUCGGACAAAUCAAUUUUUGACAUGGAUCGACAAUUGACACUUUCAAGUUGUUACUUCAAGAAAAUCAGAUCCUCGUGCUCCUCUCCUGUAAGACUAAAAUUGGACAUCUUACAACUGGGCACUUUCUCAUGGAUGUCACUUCAAUUGUUUGUAAUUUCUUUGACUAGUCUGUCAUUUUUGUGCUAGUGUCUUUCUUCUUCUUUUUCCUUUCCCAGUGUCAUUUUGUUCUAGUUAACAGCAUUCUUUCUAGGCUGUUGGUGCUUCUAUGAUGAAUAGGAUUUGGAUCUGAACUUCAUUGUGCCCAUAAUUUUCUUAGACAGAAGGGAUUUCACCAAUUUGUCGCAA
Nicotiana tabacum (common tobacco) is the source of this 1414-nucleotide messenger RNA. RefSeq lists its product as uncharacterized. NCBI's taxonomy places the organism in Eukaryota, Viridiplantae, Streptophyta, Magnoliopsida, Solanales, Solanaceae. The record is from RefSeq and is a predicted model, not a curated record.